Molecule: messenger RNA, 876 nt
Organism: Saccharomyces eubayanus
Lineage: Eukaryota; Fungi; Ascomycota; Saccharomycetes; Saccharomycetales; Saccharomycetaceae
Exons: 1
Coding region: 1-876 (291 amino acids)
Source: RefSeq, a predicted model, not a curated record
AUGGAGCUAAGAAGUAGACGGAGUGUUGAGGCUUACCUUGUCACACCUGAAGAACCAGCGAAGAGUGCGCAGGAGCCAAACAUGGAACCUAAGGAGCCGUUCACGGCCAAGGAAGAAAGAAGCGAGACUACGAGUGUAUUUAGCCCCGCUUACUCUGAUAUCGCCGCUACUGAUACGACCAGAAAAACCGAUGAUAGCGAAUACUACAAUUUUACUAGUCAUUUCAUGCCUUCCCUAAAAAACACUAGAGAGCUGGAAGGCACAAUACUUAAUCUUAUACAGAAGAUUAAGGAAGGGGAUGAUGAAACUUUGGUUAGUGAAAAAGAUCUUAUACUGAACGUUCUCAAUAGGUCCUUAACAUCCACUUCACACUGGAUGCUGCAGGCCCAGCUAUCAGAGUUAAGAGCCACUUCAGAAGGCAGGUAUGCAGUGGAAACAAACCUGUUGAAGAAAGAGGUGGAGUUUUUGAAGAAUAAGACCCCGAAAACCAGUGAGAAUCCAAGCCUUUCAGAGUUGAUAUUACCCAACGAACAACCUCGUAAACGUAAAAUGUCACUACCAGGACCAGUCUUGAGGCCCUUUUCCACUGAUGCCCGAUUGGAGGUUGGUCAUGAAUCUGUAACCGAUCAAUCGUGGAAAUCCAAAGUUCCAAGACUCCCUCAUACUGCUCCCAGACCAUCUUUGGGCGUUUUCCCACAAAAGCCGUCAUCGGAUAUAACGAAGAGUGAGGGAAAUGAAGGAACUGGCUCACUGGAACUAGUGGAAAACACUAAACCUCAUCCAAGAAUGAGAAGAACGAGUGAUAAUCCAUCCACAAACGAGUACGUAAGAGUUUUCCAUUUGGAGAAAAAGGAAGCUAAACCACGAAAAAAAUAA